Messenger RNA from Oncorhynchus kisutch (coho salmon), 1778 nucleotides. Its product is annotated as eukaryotic translation initiation factor 5A-1-like. Gene Ontology annotation, biological process: positive regulation of translational elongation; positive regulation of translational termination. NCBI's taxonomy places the organism in Eukaryota, Metazoa, Chordata, Actinopteri, Salmoniformes, Salmonidae. Gene Ontology annotation, molecular function: RNA binding; translation elongation factor activity; ribosome binding. The record is from RefSeq and is a predicted model, not a curated record. Bases 343 to 816 code for a protein of 157 amino acids. The transcript is spliced from 5 exons.
UGGAAGGUAAGUGGUGCAUGCAGCGUGCUUCUGUUCACGGGGGAAAAUUGACAACUUUUAGUAGUUUUAUGUCAGUUUAUUUUUGACUGGACAGAUUCCUUUUAGGUUUUGGUAGUGGAAAGCAAAGGUCAAUUUUAAGUUUGCUUCACGAGUGUAGGUGCAUUCGGCGACAGGGUGUUGGUCCCAUGUUUCUGAAUCCACAGAUUUUACGCUAAUGGAAAAAGAGGCAUGAGGCCUUCUGCGCGCUUGUUGGAUGAUGCUAGUCAUGUCUUGCUAGCCUAGCCGAAUGUUUAACUGCCCUAGGAAAACUAAAAAUGUAAUUACCCCCUAAUCCAUCGCACCAUGGCAGAUCCCGAACUUGACUUCACCACCGGAGAGUCUGGUGCCUCCGCCACCAUUCCUAUGCAGUGCUCUGCCCUGCGAAAGAACGGUCACGUGGUGUUAAAGGGACGCCCAUGUAAGAUUGUGGAAAUGUCCACCUCCAAGACCGGAAAGCAUGGACACGCCAAGGUUAACAUGGUGGGCAUUGACAUCUUCACCAACAAGAAGUAUGAGGACAUGUGUCCCUCCACCCACAACAUGGAUGUGCCCCACAUCAAGAGGAAUGAGUUCCAGCUGUUGAACAUCACUGAUGGGUUCAUGUCCCUCAUGGGUGACAAUGGUGAUGUGAGGGAGGACCUGCGUGUGCCUGAUUCAGACCUGGGAAAGGAGAUUGAGCAGAAGUUUGCUGCCGGUGAAGAUAUCCUGGUCUCUGUGCUGGCCGCUAUGGGGGAGGAGUGUGCUGUGGCCGUUAAGCAGAUGACCGGUGGCAAAUAGAAAGACCAGACUGGGCUGCCCAGGCAACAAACUCCACCCACAACCAGUCUAGCAUUCUUAUUGGUUAUUCUGUCACCAAAGCGACGGCCUUCAGACAACUUCAAUCAUUCUGUUGUGAUUCCUUUUUUUCUCGUUUUUUGGUUUUCUCUCCGACGCUGUCGGACUGUUACAGCGGCUUGCUCGCUGUUGGGUGGCAUUCUGCCGGAUCACUGAGGUUUAGUUAUACAUAAUCUACUAUAUAAAGAAAAAUACUUUCAAAAUAUAGAUUUUCUUUUUUGACUUCCUCAUUCCUGUUUAUUUUUGCCUUCGAGAUGUUUUGGUCUUGCCACAUACAUUCCAGAAUGUUUAAAAUAAUGAUGGGAUCCAGCUUUUUGUAUGAUUAUUUUUUUAUAUUACUUAGAUUGAAUAGAACAGGUCUGAUGCCUUUUUGGGGAAGGGGGGGGGGCUGGAGGCCCCUUUUACUGUCCAACUCCGUUGGGGUUGUCCCUCUCUGGCCGCCUUACUGCUGCUUCCCAGCAUGGCCUCUGCUCUGGCAGAUCAGACAACUCAGAUGCUUUUCUCCCAAGCCACGAACGAUGGUGGCAGUCCCACCCUAGCAUUUAAAUAAACCUUCGAUAUCAAGAAAGAGAACAUUAGAGAAGAUGCUAAAUAUGAAACCAAACUUCAGUGAUUUCUCUUGUCAAUGCCGCUCUGUCUGUUUAGGAAGCUGAGGGCCCUGUGCGCUUACCUCUAUUGUCACCACGGCAACCUGGCCCCGCCCCGGCUGCCCUGGGCAUCCCAUAAUAGUCGAGUCUGAGGUGUUGGUGUGGCAGCGUGGGCUUCCGGAAUGUUCUGGAAGGCAGUUUGCAGUGAGGUGUGUAUGAGGGCAGGGGGGGUGGAGUUGCAAACUUAUUUUGUUCACUCGAGGCCUUUGUCACCUGACUGGAGAUGGCAAAAAAUAAAGUUAAAACAAAUAGAACGUU